AUGUCGGAAACCUCUUCGUAUUUGGCAGAGGCUAGAGAAGCUUUCAAUUUGGCAUGUCCCAGUAAAGAGCCGGUAUCUUUGUUUUCUCAAAGACAAUGGGAUGACGCACUUUGUGCGAAUGUUUUGCAGGAGUUGAUAAAUUCAUCAACUUCUGCAAAGGACCGCGCGCGUCUCCUCGCAGUGUCUACGAGAGAAUCAAGCUACUGGCUUCAAGCUCUCCCUUCAAAACAUAUCGGCACUCUGUUAGACCACCUAACACUUACCAUCACGGUUGGUCUUCGGCUUGGCGCUAGGAUUCAGCAGCCACAUCUUUGCCACUGUGGCGAGACAGUGGACGUAUAUGGUCACCAUAGCCUUGCAUGUGCCAAAAGUGCCGGUCGUUUCUCCCGUCAUGCUUCCCUGAACGGAGUCAUACGUAGGUCUCUUGUCACAGCUAAAGUGCCUGCAGUAUUAGAACCAAAUGGUUUGGCACGUAGCGAUGGCAAGAGACCAGACGGUAUGACUCUGGUUCCGUGGAAACAAGGAAGGUCGCUUGUAUGGGAUGCCACGUGUGUUGAUACACUGGCGUUGUCUCACAUACAGGUGACCUCUGUGGCGGCCGGAACGGCAGCCACUAAGGCAGAAAGGGCCAAGAGGCGCAAAUAUGAAAAUAUAGAAAAUAAUUUUAUAUUUGUGCCUUUUGGAGUGGAGACCAUGGGUUCGUGGGGCGAGGAUGCCAGAUCCUUUUUUAAGGACCUGAGGAGUGCAUAA
This is a messenger RNA of Maniola jurtina (meadow brown), 750 nucleotides long. RefSeq lists its product as uncharacterized. The record is from RefSeq and is a predicted model, not a curated record. The coding region runs from base 1 to 750 and encodes 249 amino acids. The transcript is spliced from 3 exons. Lineage: Eukaryota; Metazoa; Arthropoda; Insecta; Lepidoptera; Nymphalidae.